This is a messenger RNA of Drosophila elegans, 2886 nucleotides long. RefSeq names its product mitochondrial intermediate peptidase. Gene Ontology annotation, cellular component: mitochondrion. Bases 93 to 2189 code for a protein of 698 amino acids. The transcript is spliced from 3 exons. Gene Ontology annotation, biological process: peptide metabolic process. The record is from RefSeq and is a predicted model, not a curated record. Gene Ontology annotation, molecular function: metalloendopeptidase activity. NCBI's taxonomy places the organism in Eukaryota, Metazoa, Arthropoda, Insecta, Diptera, Drosophilidae.
AUAGGCACGGUCACACUUGCGACAGGUGAUUGCCUAUGUAAUCUUCCCAUUAUAAACAAGCAAGUUAAGUGGUCCACCUUAAAUCAAGCACUAUGUUGCAACUUAGUCGUACCCUGCUGCGCUCGCGAUACUGGCAUCGCGGCCGCUGGGUUUCCACCUGGACUCCGCUGGCCACAGCCUUUAAUUCUCCUCCGGCCAGGCGGCUCAAUUUUACCCGCGACGAUGUGGGUCUCUUUUGUAUGCCGGAACUGCGGGGCUUCGAGGGCUUCUACUUGUUACGCGACAACGCGGAAAGCCGGACGCAGGAGCUCAUAUCGGAGGCCAUAUCCGAUCAGCGGCGGCGGAAGAUGGUAGACAUUUUCGACGAGCUCUCCGACACCUUGUGCAAGGUAGCGGACCUAGCCGAGUUCGUUCGGAUCGCCCAUCCUCAGAGCAAGUACACCCAGGCGGCAGAGCAGGCCUGUAUCAGCAUUUGCGGCGUUGUGGAGAGCCUUAAUACGCACAAGCCCAUUUACCAGGCCCUGAGCCAUGUGGUUCAGCACGGGGACAAGCUGCCUACUAGUGAGGUGGAUAGGCAUGUAGCCCGAUUGUUUCUAUUUGACUUUGAACAAUGCGGCAUCCAUUUGCCUGAGGAGGAGCGCCUACGGGUUGUUCGUCUCAACGACUACAUUCUUCAGCUGGGCCAGAAGUUCAUGAGUGGAGCCGUGCAGCCCAGCGUUCUCCCGCGCCAUCACGUCCCUGAGGCUAUUCGUAACUACUUUCCGACCUCCGGCGACAAUGUAAUUAUCACGGGACUGUGCACAAACGCAGCGAACGUGCAGGUUCGGGAGGCCGCCUAUCGGCUAUACCUGCAACCUUCCGACAGCCAGGAGAAUCUUCUGCGAGACCUACUGCUCUGCCGGCAUGAGCUGGCCCGCAGCUGUGGAUUCGAGACGUAUGCCCAUCGGGCCCUGAAUGGCAGCACCAUGGAGAGACCCGAAAUUGUUCACGAGUUUAUUGACGAGCUGUCGGAGAAAUUGCGACCGCGCGCUGAGGCCGACUUUGCCAAAAUGACUCAAAUGAAACGCCGAGAGUGCGGUCGGGAGGGCGCCAUGGUUGAGGUUUGGGAUACACCCUAUUUCACCACCCAGAUGAGGCGGCAAUCCCUCGAGGAACAGACCAACGAGUUUCUUCCAUACUUCUCGCUGGGUGGCUGCAUGGAAGGAUUGGAUAACCUGCUACGUGCUCUCUACGGCGUCCGGUUGGAGAACACCGAGAUGGAGCCAGGCGAAUCGUGGCACAACGACAUCUACAAGCUGGCUGUAGUGCACGAAAGAGAAGGACUUCUGGGCUACAUCUACUGCGACUUUUUUGAACGCACUGGCAAGCCCAACCAAGACUGCCAUUUCACCAUCAAGGGAGGCAAGCGUCUGGCGGAUGGCACCUACCAACUGCCCGUGGUCGUGGUCAUGCUGGGUCUGGCGCAGCCGCGCUGGAGCGGACCGACCCUGCUGUCGCCUGCGCGCGUUGACAACUUAUUCCACGAAAUGGGUCACGCCAUGCACUCGAUGUUAGCUCGUACCGAGCAUCAACAUGUGACGGGUACGCGGUGCGCCACAGACUUUGCCGAGGUCCCCAGCGUACUCAUGGAGUACUUUGCCAGCGAUCCGCGCGUGCUGCGAACCUUUGCCCGCCACUUUCAGACUCACGAGCCCAUUUCGGAAGAUAUGCUAAGGCGGCUGUGCGCCUCCAAGCACCUCUUUGCUGCCAGCGAGACGCAGCUCCAGGUGUUCUACUCAGCCUUGGACCAAGAGUACCACGGAGCAGGGGCCCAGAAAAGUGGCAGCAGCACGGAGACAUUGCGCUCCGUGCAGAGCCGCUUCUAUAGCCUGCCCUAUGUGGAGAACACGGCGUGGCAGCUGCGCUUUUCCCACCUUGUGGGCUACGGAGCCAAGUACUACGCUUACCUCGUUUCGAAGACAAUCGCCUCCUGGAUCUGGCAGACGUACUUUGAAGCGAACCCCUUUAACCGACAGGCGGGCGAGAAAUACCGAUCCGAAAUCCUAGCCCACGGAGGAGCCGUCCCCAGCCGGAAGCUGGUGGCAAACUUCCUGCAGCGCGAAAUGACGCCCAGCGUGUUGGCCGACAGCCUUAUCGCCGAGAUUGACGCCGACGAGUCGAAAAUCAAGGACCUGAUCAGCAGAAGUUAACAAUCCUAACGCCCUUUUCAGUUGUAUAUGCCUCUCGUAUUAGUUAACUUUUAUUGCCUUUGUUUUACGCGGCGGAUUCAAUUUUGGUUUCAUGACUAGGCUGGUCCCAGCGCCGGCAUCAGUUCCACGCCCACAAACUCCUUGGCCAGACGCACUCCCAGGAAAAACAGGCCGUAACUCUUGACCAGCAUCCUGCGUACGAUUUCGGUUAUGUAAAGUUACGUUUAAUGGAAUCUGAUCGCACCGCAAACUCACCAUUGGAACUCGUUGUUGUAGAUGCUCCGCAAAAUAAUCAGGGGGUUCGAUUUCACCAUUUUAUUGUGAUUACCUCGGAUCUGCUUAUUUCCAGGUGGAUUUUUUUUUAGUUACCUUUUUGCACGAGGGAAUGUUGACAAUUGUGAACGAAAGGAUUGGCUCUGCCAAUCUGUUUUCGUUUUGGUAUUUUACAGAGAUUUUUUUGUUACGACAGCGCCUGUCAAAGGCACAAUAUGAACAGUUCAGGCACACUAAUACCCGCUUCCCACACAGACUAGCCAUGGGAAAAUUGCUUUUUUCACUAAUUUGACUAAACUAAAAAAUGUACAAACUAUUUUGUCUGUUGUAUAAAAGCAAAACCUUAGGUUGCGGCUGAUUUUAUUGGUAUUAAAUUCAGAGGACUUAAAUGAUGAUGAAUUAUAAUUAUAUAUAUAAAUACAAA